Messenger RNA from Onthophagus taurus, 2491 nucleotides. Its product is annotated as ribosomal protein S6 kinase-like 1. Gene Ontology annotation, biological process: protein phosphorylation. Lineage: Eukaryota; Metazoa; Arthropoda; Insecta; Coleoptera; Scarabaeidae. The record is from RefSeq and is a predicted model, not a curated record. Gene Ontology annotation, molecular function: phosphatidylinositol binding; ATP binding; protein kinase activity.
UGUCAAAUGUCAACAUAACUAACCUGGUUUAAACACUUGGCUUUUUUGAAUGAAAAGUGAUUAACUGAUAAGAAAAUAUAAAAGCUAUGAGUUCUUCACGUAAAGAAUGGGUGAGAAUAUUUGACAUACCUGAAACUUGUCAACAUAAAAAGGGGUUUACGAUCUAUAAAAUAAUAUCUAUGCUGUAUCCUGAAAAUUGCCCUGAUGCUGUUACUAAAAUCACUGUGUGGAAACGAUACAACGAAUUUAAAAAAUUACAUAGGGAAUUAAAAGGAAAACAUCAAAGUUUAAAAUUGACCGAUAAAUAUCCUGCUUUGCCUAGUCAUCCUUAUUUUAAACGAUUCAAUAAAGAUGUCGUUAGAGAACGUAAAGAAGCCAUGCUAAAUUUUUUGGAGUACAUAGGAACUAUUCCAACUUUAUUUACAUCACAGUUUUUUGUAAAAUUUUUUGAGUCCAGUCACACACCAAACAAUUUAAUGAAAGGAAGUAUUAAUGCUAUAAGAGCAGACUUACAUUUACCUUCGGAACCUGAAUAUUCCAAUUUUUUUACCAUAAAUUCAGAUGAUGAGCGUACAAUAAGCGACACUGAUUCUAUUUCUACAAUGAGCAGUUUAAGUCCAUCAGUACAGGCUAUUGACUUAUUGGUGGAGCCAUCUUCAAGGAGUACAACAUCUUUAAUCCCACUCAAUAAAAAAGUUAGUUCAGACUCAUUAACAGAUACUACAAAAAACUGUUCUCUCGAUUCUGGAAGUGUUAUUUCAACUCCUACUCCUCCUUUAAGUCCACGAGGUGGUGAUUAUUAUAAUCAAUACAUUAUUGAUGCGGCGCAGUUUAUUACUAAGGCGACUGAAUUGGAAAUCGAUAAACAAUAUGAUGAAGCAUUUACAGCUUAUAAACAGGGAAUUGAUAUUUUAUUGGCAAAUGUGAAAGAUGACAAAGAUACUGAGCGAAGACAAUUAGUAAGGUUUAAAAUUGAAAAGUAUCUGUUAAGAGCAGAAAAAAUUUACAAUGUUUAUUUGUCACCAGAAAUGAAAAGUAUACAAGAGCUUUCAAAACAAGAAGAAUUAACAAUACCUCAAAAACCUUUAACCGAAUUAUAUAAAUUUAAGGCGAUACGAAUAAUCGAAAAUGGUAUAUUAGUCAUGCAUACAGAGACUCAAGAACUUUUCUUUAUUAAAGUUAUAUAUAAAAAAUCGACUUUUUCAAAUGAGUGCUUAAUUUUACCUGAUAACGUGCCUUAUAUGGUCAGGUUACAUAAUUAUUAUAAUUGUGAAAAUGCCAUAUUUUUAAUUUUACAAUAUUCUUGCGGCAAAAGGUUAUCAAAUUACCUUAAAAUGUUAUCGAACAAUCAUUUAACUUCCGCCACCAUGUAUAGUAGUCACGAAGGUAUUUCCGACGAUGACGAAUCAGAAGGAAGUUAUUCAGAAUUACUUAACGAUUACGCUGCUAGUAAAUUUAAUAAAGAAGAAGUUAAAAAAUCUAAAGAAACUCCUCCUGCAAUUGAAAUCGAACCAAACGGUGCGGAUGUUAAAACAAUAAUUGAAGAGGAAGAGACUCCAGAAGUGAAAGAAUUAGAUAAUAUUUUAACAAAAUCUCAACAAUUGAUAUCAUCAAUGGAAUCAACAAUACAAUUUUCACGCGAAAAUAGCGUAAAUUACGACGAUAAAAUAAAUGAUUUCACAAGGAAAUUAAGCGACCGUUCAGUUUGCGAUGAAUUUGAAAUUCCACAACAAGCUUUAAAAUUGGAUGAUGUUGUUAAGUGGAGUGCGCAAUUAUUGCUUGCUUUGGAAAAGUUGCAUAGAUUAGGUGUUAUUUGUUGUGACUUGAAUAUAAAUAAUUUACUGAUUGACGAUAAUGGUGACGUCGUUUUAACUUAUAUGUGUUCAAUUUCUGAAGAUAGAGUAUUUAAAAACAAUCAAGAUAUUUGUUUAGCACCUGAACUAUAUACAUAUGGAUCUAUUACAAUUGGUGUUGAUUGGUGGUGUUAUGGAUCAAUUUUAUAUGAAUUAUUAGUUGGGAUGUCUUUAAAAUGCGUUCAUCCUGAUGGAAUACCGUCUUAUGCUAAUUUAAGAGUUCCUAAGUAUGUUUGUCCAGAAGGAAGAUCACUUUUGAAACAGUUGCUAAUUUAUGAUCCUCUUCGAAGACUGGGAUGUGGGGCUAAUGGAACGGAAGAAAUCAAAACACACCCGUUUUUCAGCUCUAUUUCUUGGGAACAUUUAGAGUCUAAAUGUAUUUAAAAUACAUUCUACUCAUUUACAAUAAUGUACGUCUUAAUUUAGCUAUAAUUCUUUAAAAUUUGAAACUUAAGUAAUCUUGUUGUUUGUUUAAUUUUCAUAAUUUAGUAUUAUUUAAACAUGUUCAAUUUUGUAUUGUGAUAUACUGUUAUUAUUUUUAAUAUUUAUCGUUAGUAGUAUAACAUAAUCUUGCUAUGUACAAAAACUAUAUGCUAACAUUCCCGUACUUUAAAUAAAUUUCUUAUACACAUGUUAAA